Messenger RNA from Seriola dumerili (greater amberjack), 1581 nucleotides. It is a transcript of the gene aven, whose product is annotated as apoptosis and caspase activation inhibitor. Bases 114 to 1085 code for a protein of 323 amino acids. The transcript has 6 exons. The record is from RefSeq and is a predicted model, not a curated record. Gene Ontology annotation, biological process: negative regulation of G2/M transition of mitotic cell cycle. Lineage: Eukaryota; Metazoa; Chordata; Actinopteri; Carangiformes; Carangidae.
GCCACCGCUGUCUCUGAAGUGUGGAUCUAACGGAGACGGUAGCGAAAACAUCGAUGCCCUGAAGCAACUACGUGGUGUCACUUGCUAAAGUGUCCGGCCACAGCAGACGUGCAAUGGAGAGUAGACCGAGCAGAGGCAGGGGAGGCAGUUGGAAAAGAGGUGGCCGAGGUGGACACGACAGUGACAGCUUUGGCGGUGAGCACCGGGGCAGAGGCCGAGGAGGCCACCAUCGCGGCCGGGGCAAAAGAGACCACUACCGCGGUCGUGGACGCGGGGGAAGCGCGCACGCAACAGAGUUCCAUAACCGGCACCAAGAUGAAGGAGACAAUGUUCAGGAGGAAGAUGACAGGAGGGAGGUUUUCUCCAGGAGGAAACUGGAGUCAAACUGGGAUCGUUACGCGGAGUCAGAGAAACAGGAGCCCGAUGACAACAUGCCCACUCAGAGAGGAACAGAUUACCUCGUCCUGCUGGAGUCAGCAGGGGAUUCCUUCACUCAAUUCCGCCUUGCAGAGGAAAAAGACUGGGAGAUGGACUUAUUUACAGCCAGUCAGAUGUCAGCGGGGUUCGUGGACCUCCCAGCUCUUGCCCAGACCCUUCAACGGGUUCCUCUGCAUCAGAGACUCAACCUGGAGGCCGAGCUGGUUCAGGUCCUGACUCCAGUAGAGCUGCCCACAGUGAGCCCCGCACCUAAACAAGAAAUGUCCAAAACGUCCACAUUCACUCCUCCGUCCACAACUUUUAAAGGUCUCAGCAUCAACCAGAAAGUCCCCGUGGCUACAAACCCAGUGUCCACCUCAAAUGCUUCCAAGCUGCCAGAGGAUGAUGGUGAUGAAGAGCUGGACCAGCUGCUCAGUUUAGAAAAACCAGUCUCAGGUGUUGUAGGAAACCAGUCUGCCAGUGUUACAGAUGAGGAGAGAGUCAGUCCAGAGGAAGUGUGUGCCGAAAUGAAGGAGGCGGCACCGGAGGUGUUGGAGGAGAAGACGGAGGAGAUGAAAAACAAAGAUGUCACACCUCCAAAGGCCUCCGUCAAGCAGGAAAUGACAGAGGAGGACCUGGAGGACUGGCUCGACAGCAUGAUCUCCUGACCACCAAUGAUCCAGGACAGACUUGAUGAAGUAUGUAAAGGAAAGUGGACUUGAACCUCCUCUGCUUUGGCUUUUGUCCUUUUAAAAAUCCUAUCAAGACCAAACAGAAAUUUACUUGAAACAUUCAGCCUUAAAGCCAGUUAUUAACCUCACAUGCUGAAGGACUUUGCUUCACAUUAGCCUCCGCUUUGUUUCUGGAGCUUAAUGAGAGACGAUAUGUUUGGAGGUGCAGAGACGGGACAGAACAUCUUGAACGUUUGUGAGAAUGUGUCACAAUGUUCCCUCUGCACCUUCAGAGACAGAAUUUUCUCAAGAGAGUGUGUAAUGGACGGACAGUGAAAGAGGUCACAAACACGUUUGGUUUAUUGCGUCAAUUAAUUUAUUCAUUUCCUCCCCAUCAUUAAAAGAAAUGCGGUUUACCAAAGCUACUACAUACAUACAAAUGGCCAUACAACAGCAGUUAACCAUCUUGUCGUCAAUAAAUCCCUGAACCAAG